Messenger RNA from Crotalus tigris (Tiger rattlesnake), 1414 nucleotides. It is a transcript of the gene RHOD, whose product is annotated as ras homolog family member D. Gene Ontology annotation, molecular function: GTP binding; GTPase activity. The record is from RefSeq and is a predicted model, not a curated record. Gene Ontology annotation, biological process: cell migration; small GTPase-mediated signal transduction. The coding region runs from base 179 to 826 and encodes 215 amino acids. Lineage: Eukaryota; Metazoa; Chordata; Lepidosauria; Squamata; Viperidae. The transcript is spliced from 5 exons.
UUAGCCUCUAUGACCUAUAGUUGCUAUGCUGAAGACUUUGAUUUUAAGCUACAGAAGGACAGGAGAUAAGCAGCAAUGUGAGAGUAGAAAACUACUCAGAAAGAAGAAACAUCUUCAUGGCUCAUUUUCUUAGGUCAUUCAAAAAGACCUUGUUGUAGUGUCCUGAGAAUUGAUAGACAUGCAAAGAAGUCAAGAGGCUCCAGGGCAGUCAGGAUCCAAACAAGAGACCAGAGGAAUUACUGAGAUCAAGCUGGUGGUAAUAGGAGAUGGAGGUUGUGGGAAAACGUCCAUGCUCAUGGUCUUUGUCAAAAGAGAAUUCCCUAAGGUUUGUGUCCCAACAGUUUUUGAGAAAUAUUCUGCUGCCUUUCACAUUAAUGACAAGCAAGUCCACAUCAGCCUUUGGGACACAGCAGGACAGGAAGAUUAUGACAGACUCCGUCCUCUGUCCUAUAACGGGGCCCAUGCAGUGAUCAUAUGUUAUGAUGUCACCAAUCCCAUCAGCUUCAACAACAUCCUCACAAAGUGGUAUCCUGAAGCAAACCAUUUCUGCAAAGGGAUUCCAAUUUUGCUUGUUGGUUGCAAAACUGACCUAAGGAACGACAAAGUUCUACUAAGGAAGUUACAUCAAAACCAACUAGAACCCAUCACAUACCAGAAGGGAGAGGCCUUGGCUCGGAAUCUCCACGCAGUUGCAUAUUUUGAGUGUUCAGCCCUCUACCAUGAAAAUAUUACUGACAUAUUCACAGAGGCUUCAAGAGCAGCUUUGAGUAGGAUGAAGAAAGAACAGCAGAGGCAAAGACUCAAAAAGACCUGUCUCCUUACCUGACCAUCCUUUGAGCGACUCCAGAAAAAUUGCAAAUGUUCAUAUCCACCCAGUGAGAUGAAAUCUCUUAGAAUAACAUCUCCCCAUAAAGAUGUUGGGAGACUUUCCAGAGAUGGACCAAUAUGCAAAUAGAUAGUAUAAGAUUACAUAGAAUAUCAAGCUUCCUGAAUCUAAUGGUUCAAUAUUCCACUUACUGCACAGCAGUUCACCUUCAAUAGUAAAGAAGAUCAGAAGAUCAUUCCAAUAUUUAAAUCAAAAUGGAAUACUGUCAAUGAUCAUGUGAAAAACUCAUCAGAUAUUCAAACACUGAUUACACUACAUCAUGUAAAAUUCACAAUGCUUAAUGCUACAUACCAGAGCUCAAUAGCACUCUAUUAUUUUGCUGACUAAGACUGGAAAAAUAAUAUUUAUUAAGUAUCUGGCAAUUCACUAUAGUAAUUGGUUUCAGAAAAUAAACAUUUUUUUUAGUGUUAGUCAUGUUCAAGUUGCGCACAAUGUCUUACUCGCCCUUAUUACUGGUCAUCUACACUAUGUAUACUCAAAAACUGUUUCUUAAGAAGCUGCAAUAAUAGAUAUGAAUUGCUCAAAGUA